AAGAUCACUUGGUGUGUUGUCGUGAAGUUUGGUGCAGAAAACCACUUUUCUGUAGGCACAUUGACGCUGACAUCUUUAUGCAACCAUGUCUUCAGAUGCAAAAGACAUCCCAUGGGGCCAGCUUGUGUCAAUCACAGAUCUCUUCAGUGAACCAGUUGAAAUCUGCAAAAAGAAAUUUACAAUAGGAAGAGCAAAAGGCUGUGAUCUUAGUUUUCCCGCAAACAAACUUGUAUCAAGCAGUCAUUGUUACAUUGAGAGAGAUGAAGAUGAUAAAGUCUGGUUACGUGAUACUAGCACCAAUGGCACACUCCUCAGAAAUACAGAAAAAAUUUUAAAUCAACGCAGACAUCUUGAACAUGGAGAUGAGUUUUAUUUGGUAUACAAGAAAAAUCAUCAAGAAUUAAACAUUGGCUAUGUUUUCCAAGACAUGGAGGCACUGAGAAACGAAGAUGAUGACUCAACACUGAGCUACAGUGAGAGGGUGGAUUCUACACUGCCAGAUGCUGAUGUCCACAAGGCUAUUAGUCUUAAGCCAGAUGGACCAGAGGAAGGAACCAGUGAAAGCCCAUGUUCAGUCAUGAAAAAACGGAAAAUAGAUGAAACCUCUUCAAAUCAGGCAUCCACAUCUGGGGCCAGAGAUGGUUACCAUGGCAACAAGGAAGGAUCCUGUCAGGAGAAGGCUGGUCAGACUCAGGUUAAGAAUCAGGAUAUGUAUAAAGUGGAAAAAUCAGAGACCAAAGAUGAGAAGCCAGAAACCAAUGAUGAGAAGGCAGAAACCAAUGAUGAGAAGGCAGAAACCAAAGAUGAGAAAUCAGAAAUCCAGGAUGAAAAAGAAGAAGCCAAACAUGGCAAAGCAGAAACCGAAGUUGAGAAAUCAGAUAUCAAAGAUGAGAAAACAGACAGCAAACCUAGUGCUGGCGACGCGAUUGCCGAGUCUCUUGUGUGUAUAAUCUGUCAGGAAAUUCUCCACAAUUGUAUCAGCUUGCAGCCAUGUCUACAUUCCUUCUGUGCUGGUUGCUAUAGUGACUGGAUGGACAGGUCAAACGAAUGUCCGUCAUGUCGAAUGAAAGUUCAACGAAUAAAUAAAAACCACAUGGUUGUGAAUUUGGUGGAGGCUUAUCUCAGGGAACAUCCAGAUAAGAAGAGACCAGAAGAAGACCUCAAAGAACUGGAUGCAAAAAACAAAAUCACACGAGACAUGCUGUACCCUAAAACCCUGCAGCGAAGAUCAGAUGAUUCUGAGGAAGGUGACUACGAACAUGACUCAGAGGCUUAUUCAGAUGAUGGAACACCCGAUGUAUUCCCCAGUCGCCUGGAAGUAGCUGGCAAUAUGAUGGGCAGGGCGCUGUAUGACCUGGGUGCCACCAUACAUGGGAGAGUGCACCCUCCAGCAACGAUGUGUCGCCAGUGUCCAGGUUAUGUCGAGCCUAAAGCAAGCAGAACAAACACGCCUGGUGAUGGCUCAGGGGCUAACUCAGGGGAGACAACUGCUGCUACAAGCAAUACAGCAACAACAUCCGCCCAACCGUCGACCAGUGGAACCACUUCAACCAAUCAGGACCCAGAUGAUAACAACAAGAUCUUACCCACGCCCCCACCCUACCAGUGUGGCGUGAACUCCACUCAUGUACUGUGCACGUGCUGCUAUCAGGUCAUGCCUGAUCGACGAAGUGCGCACCGCACCAACCCAGCGGUUCCUCCCAUGUCAUGCCUCAUUUGCUAUCGUAAUUACUGCCAUGCUUACUGGGGUUGUCGCAAAGCUGACUGUCGGGGAUGCUUCAACAAAUUUAAAGAUAUGAAUUUUGGAAAGAAAUGCCUGGGAAACCUUCUUCUGGACAAUCCUUAUGAGUCAAAAGUGUUAGCGGAUUAUUUGAAUGCCAGGUCCAUAUCUGUUAGGGACGUCCUGCAAAUCUGUCUGGAAAGGAUGGAGAGAGGAGAGUAUAUUUGUGAAGACCAGUAUCGCUAUAGGUUAUCAUCUAGCACGUACAUGUGUUAUUCCUGUGCCCUGAGGAACUUCAGAGACCUGGCGUAUUAUUACAGGAGAGACAUUCCCAGACAUCAGCUGCCAGACGCAGUGACAUCUAGACCAGACUGUUACUGGGGGAAGGACUGUCACACCCAGAAGCACAAGCCACAUCAUGCAGAACGUUUCAACCACAUUUGUGAUGGGACCAGGCAAACAUGAAAUGUCAACUUGUGUAGCAGUAUGCUGAUAAUGGCGUCCAAGAAUAGGCAGAUUAUGGGCUGGACAUUGGAGAUUGCUUUCAAGGGGAAUAACUCUUGACGCAACAAGAUGUGUAUAUAGAGGGCAAUAACUCUUGACACAACCAGAUGUGUAUAUAGAGGGCAAUAACUCUCCACGAGAGCUUAUUUUGAGAUGAACUAUAUAUGUCUUAGGAGUCCACUGUUUUGAGAAAUGAUCAAACAGGAUAUACUGAGAUAUCAUGUGCUACAUGUUUCGCUUAUUAGUGAUAAUCUUUGCAGAGAAAGGCAACUUCUGACAGAAAAAUGAAUUUAGUUGAAGAUUUAUUUAUUGUCUGUGGAAUUCUGUUUUUGGUGUGUAAAUAGUGCUGCUCAUUAGAUGUGACACCAACUCAAUCAAACAGCUUAGGCCAGGACCCAAAAAAUAUAGUGCUGCUUAUAACCUGUGUAAAAUGUGAAAAAGACCAUUUUAGUCUUAUUUGUGAUGUUUGGGGGUUUUUGGGGUAAAUUUAUAGUUUGAGGUUUUUGUUCUCCUUUUUUUUGUUUUUCCUUUUUUUUGGUGUUUUUUAUGCAUUAUCAAAGAUUGUGAUAAAAGUCCUUUUGUGAUCUGUGUCUUUCAAGGUAGACGUGUUAUAGAUAGGUAAGAGCCAUUUUUUCUCUGUCUGUGUAGUUGACCCUAUGUCAAAACCCUAUUGGAUCAGUGUUUGAAAAAAUAUAGUACUAUAGGCAAAGAUUGGACAGUAAAACAAAUAUGCA
This is a messenger RNA of Liolophura sinensis, 2958 nucleotides long. RefSeq names its product E3 ubiquitin-protein ligase CHFR-like. The transcript has 22 exons. Gene Ontology annotation, biological process: protein ubiquitination; mitotic cell cycle checkpoint signaling; ubiquitin-dependent protein catabolic process. Bases 86 to 2185 code for a protein of 699 amino acids. Gene Ontology annotation, molecular function: protein binding; ubiquitin-protein transferase activity. Lineage: Eukaryota; Metazoa; Mollusca; Polyplacophora; Chitonida; Chitonidae. Gene Ontology annotation, cellular component: nucleus. The record is from RefSeq and is a predicted model, not a curated record.